This is a messenger RNA of Pseudo-nitzschia multistriata, 1999 nucleotides long. Lineage: Eukaryota; Bacillariophyta; Bacillariophyceae; Bacillariales; Bacillariaceae. The record is from the annotation of a GenBank genome assembly.
GGUUUCCCCGACAAAAGUACAGGGGAGGAGGGGUUGUUACAGUAUUGUUGCGUCCUUGUGCCAACACCACCAGGUGGAUCCGGUGAACAGCCAGGUUUCUGGCAUUGCUUGAAWCCAAUUGCAACUAUUGCGGCUUGUCCGCUGUCGUCUCGGAAAUGAUUCGGUGCAAACCUCUCGGUUCCCGGAGGUCCCCCGCGAAACAAGCACCGGUGCAGAACACGUGCCUCCGAGUGCUGCUUGCGGUUUGUCUCGGGCUCGCGGCGUCAAUUUGCACCGCGGACGCCUUGGCGGUUCCCGGACCACCGUCCCCCCCGCAUCGCCAGCGACCACCGCCCGCGGUUCGAUGCCGUUGCGGUCCGAGCAAYGGGCGAGACUGCCGCGUGGAUGCGGCGAGUGCGGGGAAAGGGGACGGCAGCGAGGGAGAUUUCUCCGCAAGGGACGACGCGGCGGGAGGAGGAAACCGGGGGAGSGGGGGAUGGGUCUCCRUCGAGGUGCGGAGAGAGGUUUUCUUUCCCCCCGCUUUCGCGUCGGAGCACGAAGGYGAUCCCCUCGCUGCGGCCUCGAGCUGUGUUCGAGAGGCAUGGCUGGAGCACCACUGGAAAAGGGGGGGGGGGCUGCCCAUACUCGUUUACGAGAAAAAACAAGGGCCCGGAACCGGAACCAGAACCAGCGGAAGCGAAACCAGCGAGGGCCUWCAGAGGGUGAUUGCRCCCGUCAUGAUGGAAGAAACGAUUUCCUCCCUUCCAUCGCAGCCGAUAGGGCAACCGGGAGACCCUGCCGCAACGCUCGAUCUUGUGUACAAGGUGACCUCKCCGGGCCCGCUUUUUGGAAACGACCUGGUACCGGGAUCGCACCUCGGAAGGGUCACCUUCUCUUCGGACUACUCGUCGCAAGKCAACAACACGGCAGGAGAAAAGGAGGCCCYCGAKGGCAUCGGCAGCAGCAGCAGCAGGCCUAGUGGCAUUGUCACCACCAUGACCUGGAAGGUUGGAUUCGAGACRACCCGGCUGUGGCAAGUCUACCAGAAKGUGACGGAAUUCACCAUCGGAACGGCUUCCCGAACGGUYGCGGAAGCGGCGGGGACCCCCCGGCUGCUCACCCUCCGGGCCGAGCUCUCGGUGCMAGAACCACCCGGAUCCGGCGCAGGUUCACGAUUCGACGCCGCAGAGGCCGCGAGACGGGAGUGGCUCGGCUUUUUGUUUUCCGCGGAGGGGGGAGGCUUGCCGCUCCCGCCGCCCCUGCCCCUCGGCGGAAGCCCACCGGGGGAAGCCGGGGCGGCRACGCGAUCGAUCCUGCGCUUCCCGCCGGGGCUGGUCGAGACCGCCACGCUGGGCGGGACGAGCCCUUCCGUCGCGCACUACCGACUGGAGAAUCCCGGGUGGUGGACCUUCCCGUUCCUCGCCCAUACCCACCUGGGCCGGGUCACCUUUCGUYCCCUGCCGGCCGCAGGCGACCKCGGGGAAGGCCRGGGGGCGGCGGCACCGAGGGUGGGAAUGGUCUGGGAGGUCGAGAUGCGGCCCUAYCCCUUCGCGGGACCGGUCGUGGAGGCCCUCACCGAAGCGACCAUCUCCACCAUCGCCAAGAACCUUUCGGUCCGUCUUUCCGAGCCGGGGGCCAGGGUUCCACUGCUGCUGCUGCCGCCGCCGCCGCGGGGGGCAAGAAGCGACACGCCCGGCCCCGGGUCGGUGUCCGGGGCGACCUGGAUCGGUCGCGUCCUGGACGCCCGCCGUUCCGACCARAGGCCGGGCCCGGAACGAGCGCUCUCCCUGCUGCGGCCCUGGACCUGGGGCGAGAGGGAGCCGAGCACCAAAGGCGGGUGCGGGUGCGAAUUCGAGUGGUCGGACCGGGCCAUGGACGAGCCCCGGGGCCCCUAGUGGGGUGCUCUUUCCAGACCAAAACCACGAGGGGACGGGUUCGCCACGGUUCCGAGACGAGAGUGCCCGCGGCGGGCUUGUCGAAUCGAAUCGAGUCGAAUCGGAAAGAAACAAGGUUUUGUGGU